Stegastes partitus (bicolor damselfish) is the source of this 5113-nucleotide messenger RNA. RefSeq names its product zinc finger MIZ domain-containing protein 2-like. Bases 8 to 2866 code for a protein of 952 amino acids. Gene Ontology annotation, cellular component: chromatin. Gene Ontology annotation, biological process: protein sumoylation; regulation of transcription by RNA polymerase II. Gene Ontology annotation, molecular function: zinc ion binding; SUMO ligase activity. The transcript has 20 exons. The record is from RefSeq and is a predicted model, not a curated record. Lineage: Eukaryota; Metazoa; Chordata; Actinopteri; Pomacentridae.
GCCCACCAUGAACCCUCUGAACCAGAUGAAGGCUGGAUUGGCCAACAACCCUCACAGCGACGGUUCGUAUCCCUACGAUCCCUCCAGCUGGCAGCAGCCGACCAAUCAGCCCACAGGAUCGCUCUCCGUGGUCACCACCGUGUGGGGAGUGACCAAUCCCUCGGCCAGCCAGGGUCUGGGUGGAGGGGUGAUGGGCCCCGGGGCCAACCCAGGCGGGGGACCCAUGAUGCAGGGCCCCGGCGGUCCGGGCCUGGCCGGAGGUCCUGGAGGCUACAUGGGGCAGCAGGGCUACGGAGAGCCCAGCAAAGGCUACAUGAACCAGGGCAUGUACGGCCGGUCGACGGGGGGCUACGCUGGAGGUCCGGGGGGCUACACGGGGAGCUACCCGUCCAACCCCGGAGGCUCUAGAGGCUCCGCCGACUUCACUCAGGCUGCUGCCGCCGCCGCCGUAGCCGCUGCCGCCGCCACGGCAACUGCCACCGCCACGGCAACCGUCGCCGCCAUCCAGGAGAAACAGAACCAGGAGAUGAACUACGGACAGAUGGGGGGUCCAGCCUACAGCAACCAGUUCAUGGCCCACAGUGGCCCCCGCGGUCCCCCAGGUAUGGCUCCUGGAGGCAUGGGCCCCAGUCCAGGGCCCACCAGGGGGCCGCCCUCCAUGGGCCCCAUGUACGGCCCUGCAGGGGGUCCACAGAGGGUCCCUCAGCCUCCAAACUACGGCCCCGGACCUCAGCAGGGACACCUGAGGCCCCCACAGGGCCUCAAACGGCCCUACAGCUCUGAGUCCUUCCCAGGAAUGUCUCAGCAGUACGGGGUUCCUGUCGGCUCCAGCGUGAACGUCAUGUCUGGUCCUGGUGGUGCCGGUGGAUCCAUGCCGGUUUCAGGUGGAGGCGGCCACGCUGGGCCCGGACCGUACUCUGGGCCCAACAUGCAGUACCACCCAGGUCCAGGUGGUCCAGGCCCCGCCCCCCAGCGCUCUGGCUCCUCCCCCUCCUAUCAGAGCCACAAGAUGCCCCUCCCACAGUACCCCCCCUCUGGACCCCCCAACUCCCAGUACUACAAGCAGGACCAGUUUAAUGGUCAGGGUGCAGGCUUGAACGCUUUGACCACAGGGGGCGCCGGCGGUGUCUACAACUCCUUCAACCAGUCGUCCGGGCCUGGCCGAGGGUUGCCAGGUUACCCCUCGUCUCCGGUUCCCGGAAACCCGACGCCUCCCAUCACCCCCGGCAGCUCCAUGGCGCCGCCCUACAUGUCGCCAGGCAACAGUGACGUCAAGCCGCCGCCCUCGUCUUUCCUGGCCGACAUCAAACCCAACAUGGCCAGCCUGGUCCCGCCCCCGCCCACAGGUAACCCCAGCGACGACCUGCGGCUGACCUUCCCGGUGAGGGACGGCGUGGUCCUAGAGCCCUUCAGAUUAGAGCACAACCUGGCCGUCAGUAACCACGUCUUCCAGCUGCGAGACUCCGUCUACAAGACGCUCAUCAUGAGACCCGACCUGGAGCUGCAGUUCAAGUGCUACCACCACGAGGAUCGGCAGAUGAACACCAACUGGCCCGCCUCCGUCCAGGUGAGCGUCAACGCGACUCCUCUCACCAUCGAGAGAGGCGACAACAAAACCUCCCAUAAGCCCUUGUACCUGAAGCAGGUGUGUCAGCCGGGAAGAAACACCAUCCAGAUCACCGUCACCGCCUGCUGCUGCUCUCACCUGUUCGUCCUCCAGCUGGUUCAUCGUCCGUCGGUCCGGUCGGUGCUGCAGGGUCUGAUGAAGAAGAGGCUGCUGCCCGCUGAGCACUGCGUCACCAAGAUAAAGAGGAACUUCAGCAGCGGGUCGAUCCCCGGGACCCCCGGGCUAAACGGAGAGGACGGCGUGGAGCAGACGGCCAUCAGGGUCUCCUUAAAGUGUCCCAUCACCUUCCGCCGCAUCCAGCUGCCCGCCAGAGGCCACGACUGCCGACACGUCCAGUGCUUCGACCUGGAGUCGUACCUGCAGCUCAACUGUGAGAGGGGAACCUGGAGGUGUCCGGUGUGCAAUAAGACGGCCCUGCUGGAGGGUCUGGAGGUGGAUCAGUACAUGCUGGGGAUCCUCAUCUACGUCCAGAACUCUGAGUACGAGGAGAUCACCAUCGAUCCGGUCUGCAGCUGGAAGCCGGUUCCCGUGAAGCCGGACCUCCAUGUGAAGGAGGAGUCGGACGGUCCGGUUCUGAAGCGUUGCCGGACCCUCAGCCCGAGUCACAUGGUUCUGCCCAGCGUCAUGGAGAUGAUCGCAUCGCUCGGCCCCGCCCCCUCCUCCUCCUCCCCGAUGCCCUACCCCCCCCUCCCUGCAGGGGGCGGGACCAGCAGCAGCACCCCGGACUACUCGGGCCCAGGUACCGGUUCUACCUGCUCAGCUCCGUCCUAUCCCGGUCAGUCUGCCGGUUUCUCAGACUUCGGUGGUCCCGGGACUCCCGGCGUUGGUGGGGACUUCUCCUCCCCCGGCCCUCCCCCCCUGUCCUACCAGUCGGAGCUGUCCAGCGCCCUCCUCACCCCUGACAAGCCCCCCCCCCACCCGCUGGCUGCUCAGAUGUCCGUCUCUGGCCGUCUGGACUCCACUUCCCAUGGUGCUCCUCUCUCCCAGCAGCAGUCGCAGGGUCUCCAUGGCAACCCCCAGCUCGGGGGCGGAAACCAGAUGAUGCAGCGUAGCAACCAGAAUCCCCGUCUCCAAGGCGACGGCUCAUUCGGUCUGGGCGGGUCUGCUGAGGUUCCAGAACCUUCUCUGGACUUGCUUCCUGAGUUGACCAACCCGGACGAGUUGCUGUCCUACCUCGGACCUCCAGACCUCCCCAACAACAACAACGACGACCUGCUGUCGCUCUUCGAGAACAACUGAACCUGAACUCGCCGCUGAGGAGUCAAAGCAGAGACUUCGCUGUAACAUAUGUUCUCUCAUCGCCCGCCAACAACAUGGCCGCCGGUCCAACAUGGCCGCCGUCUGCACAGGAUGGAGCGAAACAAAAAAGCGACUUUUAAACAUGAGAACUCUUUGAUGUGUUGACUAUGAUGAACUCGAUGGUAACUUUAUUGUUUUUUUAUUCUCUGAACUGUAUUUCGAUGCUUCAUCCUUCAUUCCGUCGGCGCCGACAGCGUCGCUGCUCGGCCGAACUGUUAAAGGGACGACGCAGCCCGGCUGUUUAACCACAAACCACAUUCACCGUUUCUCAUCUGGGUUUUCUUGGACACUGAUGAAUGAGGCGUGUAGUGAAAGCAGGUGAAGCCGUGAUGUGGUUCUUUAAAGACAGAACGUUUCUGGUCCAGAUGUAAACGCGGCGGUUCAAACAGGUGGAGAUGAGCUUUAAAGGAGCUUCUGUUGUGGAGACACUGACAGUGUGAACAAAGAGGCUUUGAGAGUCCAGAGAAGAUCAGAAAGUGACAGAACGCAGAAACAGGAUGUUCACUGAGCCACAGUGUGAGACUGAAGCUGAUGAGGAAUCAGAAGAGUCGGUUUAUUUUCUUCUCUGGUAUUGGUGGAUUGGUGUGCGGUCCAAUAAUCAUCAAACCACAGUGACAGCCGUUAACAUGGAUCAAACUCACUGUGAAAAAUGACCCAAACAAGAUCUGUGCUUCCUCCUCCUCCGGGUCUCAGUUCGUCAGUCAGCAAAUCUUUGUGUCAUUUUUCAAGCAAAAAAUUUGGGAAAAAAAUCCAAGUUCUGUCAAGACUUGCUGUUUUUAUUUGUGACUGUAAUCAGAGUGUUUGGAGGUUUUCUGACAUUUGAAGACACGUUUUGUCUUUUCACAGCCUUCAGAUGGUUGAUACGAUCCACGGUUCUUCAUAAACGUGCUUCAUGAACUAGGUUCUGAGGAGAGUUUCAGGUUUUUCACAGGUUUUUUUUUUUUUUUUUCAAAGCGUCUCGGAGAACAUUUAAUUUUCAAAGAAUGUUUUCAGGGUAUUUGUCCGUUCAGAUCAUUCUCCUCUGAGGCUGAACACUGUAACUGGAAGUUGUCAGAUUGUGUGAUAACACCUGAAGAACGUUCUCAAACCACAAUGUUUUUUAUAAAGCGGUCCUAAUGUGACAUAUAUACGAAGGUAGAAUGAUCAGCUGGUGUUGUGGGGAUGCGGUUCCGAUACAAAUAGAACGUUCUUCCAUGAAAUGUUCAAUGCAACAUUCAGCAGAUGUUUUAAGGACAUUUUUAAAUGUCCUUGGAGAACUUCUGGGAACCUAGGGAAACUUUAAACAUUCCUAGAACAUAGCAGAACCUUCUUAGAACGUCUUCAGAAAAAAAAAAUCUAGUCAAUCUCUUCGACAUCAGCAUCAACGUUCUUCAUUUAUUCUAACAGAACAAACCUCCACUGUUCUGUUCCUCACCUAGAACUGAGCUUCGUCCAGUAACCGUAUGUUCUGCUCUCUGAGUUGAUGCUGAAGCUGUUGGAUCUUCAGUGGAACCAGAAAGACGGAGAGAACCAACUACGACACUGUUCCUUGAGGUUGAGGAAGUCCUAAAUCAAGACAAGCAAACUUUCUGUUUGUUUUUAUGGCUGUAAAAAAAAAAGAAGAUUCAGAAUCCGCAGCUCUGGAUGAGACCUGUUCCUCAUCACAUCUUCAUCACCUGCAGAAACUGUCCUGAGUUAAAUGUCAAAAAACACCAAAAACCUUUAUCUUAGUUCCUCAGACUUCAGUGUCACGAAGACCCAGAGUUUAAGUUAACGUCCUGAAAACGAGGUGGAACCUGUGAGUUCAGGUUUCUCUGCUUUGACGGCAGGUUGCUGCAGCAGACGGACGCUCAGCGAUCCGGUGUGUGUCUGCAUGUGGCUCAGUGAAAAUCGCAUCUGCAAUCUGUCCCGUCUGCCUGACAGGAAACGUGUGAAUGAGGCCAAAGCUGCUCAACACUUCAUGUGUUCACCUGGUGUGUCGUCGGCGCCGAUGUAUAUGGAACCAGAACGAAGGGUUGGUCUUCAUCGUCCUCCUCCUCAUCGCUGUCAUUCUGUAUGUUGUAAAGUGACUAGAGUCCAGACAGUUGUGGUGUCUCCAUGUCCCAGUGGCUUCUGGGAACGAAUAAAAGUGUACAUGAUGAUUCAGUAACGAUGCUAAUAACAUAAAUAAUAACCUUUGUAAUUUAAUAAACACACACUGGAAAGACA